UCAGAAACCUGUAGGAUCAGUGUAAUCAGUUCAGGUGAGCUGUACUAACGAGCAUAAUAAAUAAAAUAUACGCUGCAACGGUGUCGCAACACUUGUCCCCAAUACGGUAUAUCAUAUAUUGUAUCCUCCCGUGCUUUCGAAGUUCAGUAGUAGUUUCGGCGGUACACAACUCAGUCAUCGACUUCCUAAGUUUCUCGUCAGAGAUAACGUUCACGUAGCAAUCACAAAUCGUUUACCYGAAGUCCUGUAUAUCGUUUGAUGGUCGGUAACGCGCAUUCCACAAUGUUGAAAGCCAGUUUGUCGUCGAAGAGAUUGUCGUUGGACGAUUGCAGGAAGCCAUCGAUGAAGAUGCUCAACAACGCCUUCAGUCUGGAUACGUCGCCGCUGAGCGCAGACGCAUGCGCACUUGCGGAACGCGAAAUCCGUGAGACCCCGGAACAAGUGCAGAAGUCGUUAGCCGAACUCCGAGAGUUGCUCAAAGAGAAGAACACGUUAUUGUACAAGGACACCGACGAAUACUUGAUGAUUUUCUUGAGACCAACCCAUUUCUACGCUCAAAGUGCAUACGAUCUGAUGAAACGUUUGGCCACGUUCAAAGAUAAACACGAGAAAAUCGUCGGCAACCCUUUACCAAGAGAAGAGAAGAAAUUGUUCACCGAGAAUAACGUUGUCAAUGUGCUCGUCGACCGAGAUCAAAAGAACAGGAGAGUCUUAAUCAUAAACAUGGGAUCGGCUUGGGACCCGAAAAGUCUUGCCAGCGAACAGUUGUUCAAAGUUCUUUAUUUGGUCCAAAUUGCAUCGCUGGUAGAAGAAGAGACUCAAGUUCGUGGCGCAGUCAUCAUCAUCGACUUCCAUGGGCUGUCCACUAAACAGGUCAUGGCCAUGUCACCUUCGUUCGCAAUGACAUUGCUUCUUUAUAUUCAAGAAGCCAUGCCACUCCGGAUGAAGGAAGUGCACAUAGUUCGUCAACCGUUCUUGUUCAACAUGGUAUGGCCGAUGUUCAAACAAUUUGUCGGAGAUAAACUUAAAAAACGUCUGUUUUUCCACGGCAACAAGAUGUCAUCUCUGCACAAGUAUUUGGAUGCUAACAUGCUCCCCGAAGACUACGGUGGCAAGAAACCGAAGUUGAAUUACUCGAGCGCCGAUUGGUACCCUGUGUUGCAGGACCUCCAGAGCUACAUCGCAGACUGGAACACGUAUGGAUUGAAAAAGUGAUGACUACAGCAGCAAUCGGAAACAACUCAUGAAAACGUUUGCGGUCACUCGGGCAGUAAACUGAAUACGAUAUUCUACAUAUUUAUUGGAACUCAUUGAAUUAUAAUUAUCAUAAUUAAAAAAGAAAAACCUUUCAACGGUAGUAAUUUUAUAUGGGCCUAGACAAAAUGAGUUUUAUAAUAUUAUURUCAUAUUAAGUUUAAAUAAUGGUGUCGUUAUUAAGGGCAAGGUGUUUUAAAAAUGGCACGGUUUUAAUUCAUUUGCGCGUUUUUUGCAAAYCACAAACUAAGUUUUCACCUCGAUGUUGUCAUAAUUUUUAAUAUUUAUUUAUUUAAUAAACAAGAGCCAUUAUAAUAUAAUAUGAUACCACAUACAAAUAUAUAU
This is a messenger RNA of Diuraphis noxia (Russian wheat aphid), 1599 nucleotides long. Its product is annotated as retinaldehyde-binding protein 1. NCBI's taxonomy places the organism in Eukaryota, Metazoa, Arthropoda, Insecta, Hemiptera, Aphididae. The record is from RefSeq and is a predicted model, not a curated record. Gene Ontology annotation, cellular component: membrane. Gene Ontology annotation, molecular function: phosphatidylinositol bisphosphate binding.